Paramecium sonneborni is the source of this 517-nucleotide messenger RNA. NCBI's taxonomy places the organism in Eukaryota, Ciliophora, Oligohymenophorea, Peniculida, Parameciidae. The record is from the annotation of a GenBank genome assembly.
GUGUUGAGUACUAAUUAAUUGCAUUGCUAGCACCUUUCAAAAAAUUAAAGGAUGGUUUAAAAAUGAUAGAGGUUAAUGUAUAUUUUAUCUUAAGAACGCCUCCAAGAUGAUCAAAUAAGAUAAAAUCCAUCUAAUUCAAUUCAAGCACCUAAAUAUUCAUGAGGAUGAGUAAGAUCAUCAAAAUCUAAAUGGCAUCUUCUAAAAGUUAAUGAUAUUCCAUUACUUUUUUAAUGACAUUAGUACCUUAAAAUUAGAGAUACUGAUCGAUGAAAGAAAAGUGCCAUUAUUGAAUAUUACAUAAUACAUAAUUUUUAAUCAAAAUUAUAAAAUCAGUACAAUUACAUCUUCUUUCAAGUCAAUAAUUUAUUAUAUACAUCAUUUUAUUUUUAACUAGAUUCUAAUUUAUAAUUUAUAACUGUCUCAUUUAUUAUUUUUUUAAAUAUAUCAAAUAAAUGCUUUAACCUUUAAAAUGGGCCCAAAUUUAUAAUUAAGGAAAUAAUUUUAGCUAGAUACUUGA